Molecule: messenger RNA, 2455 nt
Organism: Alosa sapidissima (American shad)
Lineage: Eukaryota; Metazoa; Chordata; Actinopteri; Clupeiformes; Clupeidae
Gene: pttg1ipb
Product: PTTG1 interacting protein b
Exons: 7
Coding region: 135-656 (173 amino acids)
Biological process (GO): protein import into nucleus
Cellular component (GO): cytoplasm; nucleus
Source: RefSeq, a predicted model, not a curated record
AGAGCAAAGAACUGAACGAGGCGGAGAGUUGGUUGUUUUGCGACCUACUUCCACCAAAGAGAGUGUAAACUGUGAUUCACUGUGACUGACCAGCGACUUGAGAUUUAACCUUGCCUGCCUUACUUAUUGUGAAAAUGGUGGACUACCAGAAUUAUGUGGUUUUAACUUUGCUUUUUAUUUUUAAUGUAACCGUGGUCUUUACCCAGUCAACCACUGACCCCGCAGCAACUUGCGCCUCGAAGACCAACACAAGCUGUGGCGAGUGCCUGAAGAAUGUGACGUGUUUAUGGUGUGAGAGCAGUGGAGCGUGUGUGGAGUACCCUGUGAGGAAUAUCCUGCCUCCCACCAGCCUGUGUCCCCUUCCUCAGGCUAGAUGGGGAGUCUGCUGGGUGAACUUCCAGGCCCUGAUCAUCACCAUAUCUGUGGUGGGAGGGGUCCUCCUCAUCGGUCUGUGUGUCUGUUUCUAUCGCUGCUGCUGCACAUGUGGGAACUCCAAGAAAGAUCAGAAGCUGGAUGAGAGGAUGGAACGGGAGGCUGACAUGAGGAAAAUGAAACAUGAGGAGAGGAAAGCAGAAAUGCGCAGCCGGCAUGACGAGAUCAGGAAGAAGUAUGGUCUGAUGAAAGACAAUGGCUACUCCAAAUUUGAGAACAACUGAGAAACCGCCGUGAUCAGCCGUCCCUGAUUCUAGAACAUACUCAGUUGUCUCCUGUGUUGUGCUGAGGGGUUCCGCUUUUAGAACUUCUGUUUUUUUUUUGUUUUUUUUUCUCUCUCGUCCUUUUACUUCUCCAAAGAACUUCCAUCCUGAGCCACCGUUUUACUGAGGUGGUCUGGGGUGACCUUUCUGAAGCAGUUUUCUGCUGUUUCCUUCCCCCUACUCCGUCUCCUUCUCCUUUCCUUCCCCCUACUCUGUCUCUUCAGCUACUCCGCCUCCUCAGCUACUCCGCCUCCAGCUGCCUUCCUUUUCUCCAUUUCUUUGUUGUCCUGUCUUGUUUUAUUGCAAGUGGGAGAAGCUGGGACAGCAGCUGAUUGAGGUAGUUUGUGUUCAGUCUGUGGUUGAUUACACUGUAUGUGAUUGUAGAGAGUCUUGUCUUUCAGUGCUAAAUGUGCCAAAUUAGUGAGGUAGCUCUGUGUAGCACCUGCCUCUGUGUAGCUGAUGAAUAUGUUUGCUUUGUACUCGUUUGUUUUGUUCUCCAGGCCAAGUAGUGUAAAGCCAGUAAGCUUUUAAUUUGAAAUGAGCUUGACCAAAUGAGAGUUUCAGUGCCAAGGAGUCACACUGUUUAGCAGAUUUCUGCUUACUGGCAAUCAUUUUCCUGAUGACUAUUUCCAAAGAAAUGUGAAAUUACCGUACACUUAAGCAUUGAGAGACGCUGUUUGUUGUGAAAUAAGGUACACUGCAGCUCAACAGAAGCUUGAUGGUGUUUUAUGCCCCCAAUGUCGUCUUCCAGGCAGCGCUGCCACCGUCGACUUAAAGGCACCUUAUCCUAAACCUAACCCUAACCUUAACACAUGCCUAACCAUAGCGCCUUCCAGGCAGCACUGCCUUGAAGACUACGUUGGGGGCAUAAAACACUGAUAAACCCCAAGAGAAAGUCAAGUUACUCCCAUAACGAUUUCACCAUCCUGGAAGACUACCUCAAAGGAAUACGAAAAAUGCCUGGCUAGUUUGAUCAGCACUCCACUCAAAACUCCAAAGACCAGUCGUCACAUUUGCGACACAGGAUGUCCAUCUUUAGAGCUGUCGCACUCUGGAGCAUGGGCAGUUUAGAGCAUAGAUAUUAGAAAGCUAGAUACCGCAUUGUCCGUUGAGUUCUAUUUGGUAGCAUCGUAUACGUGGCCGCCAUAUUGCUGGGAGUCACAUGUUCCUCCAUUGGCCUCCAAUGAUUGUUGCCCCCACCAAGAUGGCGUCGCUAUUUACAUACAUUCUGGUAUGCGGUACAAUGCGGUAUCUAGCUUUCUAAUAUCUAUGGUUUAGAGAGUUUAGAGGUCUUCCUGAAAGUGGUGUCACAUGACCCUUUUUGUGACAUCAUUGGUCUCCCUGAAACAGCCUUUUGUACCUUUUGUUUACUCAAUAACAUUUCAGGCUCUAGGCACUCUUGUGUAUUCUGACUGGUGGUAGAGAAUUCAACACAUCUUCCAGAUGGUCUUUGUCUUAGCUGAUGUGGUCCUACAAUUGUGUCAUAAUAUCAUAUCCAAAGAGGUUCUACGUGAUAUUGUGUCAUCAUUUCACAUAAUCCAAAAAGGUUCUACAGGUAUUGUCAUCAUUUCACAUAUAUCCAAAGAGGUUUUACAUGGUAUUUGUUUAUGUUGUUGUAUGACUGUAGUCUAUGAGUCUUAUGCUGGUGCCUAAAAAUCAUAUUGUUUACUGUCUGUAGCCUUGUGAAAAACAAUCUGAUUUGCUCCUGUAGACUACCUUUUGAAUCAUUAGCUUUUAUUAAAGCUCAUAUAGACAUUCAA